Beta vulgaris subsp. vulgaris (sugar beet) is the source of this 597-nucleotide messenger RNA. Lineage: Eukaryota; Viridiplantae; Streptophyta; Magnoliopsida; Caryophyllales; Amaranthaceae. The record is from the annotation of a RefSeq genome assembly.
AUGGAUGAGCUUGGGGAGAUCAUAAGGCCCUUCUUUCCUCGUCUUCCUUACGGAAUGCCUGGUGAAGGUGGUGCAGCACCUGGCCCAAACAUGCCUGGUCUCCCGGGUCCCUCUGAGCCAACAGCCCUAAUUUCGGCUGUCCCGGACUCAAGGGAGAUGAAUCGAGAUUCCCCAUCAUUGUCGGAGGAAUUUCCUUUCCUUCGCAUGGGAUCCGCCGAGUUUCGGGAGCUGGCGGACACACUUCGGGAACCCCCAUUAAUGGAGGAUUCGGUACGCCGCGAGGAGCUGGAAAGCUUCUUUCGCGGGUGGGUCGCGGCUGGGUUCGAACCCAAGUUUGAUGAGGGGCUCGUGGAGAUGCAAUUUAAGCUAGAACUUAAGCUGGAAUAUGCGCUGCGUGAAGACGGCUUCACCGAAAACUCCAUCAUUGAAACUCGCCGGAAAUGGAGGAGUUCGGCUUUAACGGCGCCGGCACAGGCAAGGUUUCUCACAAGAAAAGCCCUGAAGCGAAGCUUAGAAACAGCCAAUAUACGGGACAGCGCUCCGUAUAAAAGGGUACUCCGUGACGUUUCCAAUUAUCAAAUCGGCCUAACAAGGUAA